AUGGAAGAGCUAAGGAAAAUCGGGACUGCCGCUGAGGAAGACGGGAUCAAGUACAGAAGCGGCAUGGAACUCGCCCUGGUAGCCUUGGCAGUACAGCUGAGCAUGGUUUUGGUGGCUCUUGACAUGAGCAUCAUCGCAAUCGCAAUCCCUCGAUUUCUAUGGCCUCGCCUAGGUCCGCUGGUACUUCUCUCCGCGACCGUCUUUCCAAUCGGUGGAGCUGUCAUCGUCACACUCAUACUCCUCUGUCAGACACCUGCUCAUGUGAAAUCCGUUCUGGCCACGCAUUCCGAACCUUUCUCGAUGCCCGACACGCCAGGCAUCAUCACGAUUGGCGGUGCUCAGCUGUGCUACAUACCUACUUCCUUGCCCUGGAGUGGUGAGCCAGCAUCACCAAGUCUUGGGGAUGCAGCUAAUGUGGUCGACGCUCUCGUGGGAAGCUAUAAGGCCUCACUCACGGUCCUGUUUGUGGCUUCAAGAGGAGCGAGCGAUCAUCGUUCCGAGACUCCUUCCACCAAGCAACGAACCGGAGCAGCCCGGGACGCUUCCAUCUUUUUCACCAUCGCACGUCCCUACAAGCUCCCCAGCUCCUUCCAAACCGUCAACGGCGUAUCGCCUUUUGAAAGCGGCAUGCGGACCCUCGGCACUGUCCCUUCACUCUCGUCGCCAUCAAAGAAAUGGCUGAUCUUGGAAUCACUACUGCUAGUGUAG
Letharia lupina is the source of this 708-nucleotide messenger RNA. RefSeq lists its product as uncharacterized. The transcript is spliced from 2 exons. NCBI's taxonomy places the organism in Eukaryota, Fungi, Ascomycota, Lecanoromycetes, Lecanorales, Parmeliaceae. The record is from RefSeq and is a predicted model, not a curated record. The coding region runs from base 1 to 708 and encodes 235 amino acids.